GUGCACCUGUGGCCAGUUACAUUCAUCGGAGAGCGGAGUUCUAGCAGUCUCGUCUCGCUGUCGCGUCUCUGGCAGCUCCGUGAGGUUCUUACAAUCGCUGGCGUUCCUCUGUCAACAUCCCUUGUUAGUGGUCUAUAACUCAACUCAUCAAUAGUUCUGUGUGGUGAAAUAUAUGUGAAGUGAAGUGAGUGUUUUCAAAUUACGUCGCAUUCUGUUUAUAUGCAGAACAUAUUCAAAAUCGUAUCAAACAUUCUGAGUAAAUUUUCAGUUUUAAACCCAUUUUACGUUUUCUACGUAACAAAAAUUUAAAUUGUCUCUUUUUGUUUGGUAGUUUGUAAUUAAUUAAAGUAAACACAGUUCUUUAUCUGUUUUUUUUUAUAUACAUAGCUUAAAAUCAUUAAUGCCAGAUAACUUAUACAAGAAUGUUUCAGAUGAGAAGACAUAACCACAGAUAAAAUAUGCAGAGUCCUUUUCUUGUAAAAAAUAAUAUAUCAUUCCACACUUGUGUUUUAAAAGACUGAUGUUACCUCUGAUAUUAAAUAUAAAGUGAUGGAAUUUUUUAAAGUUAUCAGUUGUCAAGCCGCAGAACUAGUAUUUUUGUUCGUUUUUGUUGUCAUGAUGGCAUGUUUUAUCCUGUUGCUACUCUGAAUAUUGAGAUCCUCUCUUACCAAACCAUUCCAAGGUGGAUCGUGUUUCAACAAAGGUGCCAAUGAAAGAAAUGAAGACACUUACUGAGACAGGCUGGUUCUUUGCCAACGCUAACUUUGAAUGUGCUUGUAAACAUCAUUAACUAUUUAAAAAUAGCAUUUCUAAUAUAAUAUUUAGAACAAUGCAAAAUAAAACUGUCAACUGUUCUUUUAAUUGCAUUUAAUUGAAAAAAUUAAGUAAAAAGGCUGUAGUAAAACUGUCUAUAUGCAAACAACCGAAUCACCCCAUCAACAAGGUGGCAUGAAAGAAACUGUUUUUAAAUAACCAAAUCAAAUGCCAAAAAAUUAAUCCUACUAUAAAUCAGAUCAUUUUAUGAGGGAUAUCAAAUGUGACAUUAGUGGUCCAAAAUGUGGGUCUCUUUCCUUAGCAAUGUUAUAUUAUUAUUAUUUCUCCUCUUUGAAACAAGUUGUGUUGAAGGUCUCAUGUUUAAUUUGAUUGACAAAAAUGUAUCAAACACACUUGACAACUUGUUGCUGCCAACAAGGUACAACAAAAAAGUCCGCCCAGAGAUUGGAGGUCCCGCAACCAAAGUGAUGGUUAACAUGUACAUCAAGAGUAUUGGACCAGUGUCAGAAACAGAAGGGAGUUACAGAGCUACACAAUGGACGUUUACUUCAGACAGCAAUGGUUCGACAAGCGACUCAGUUUCUACUUGCCUGGACUGGAGGAACUGACCAUGUCUUGGCUUUUCCUGGAGAAGAUUUGGAAACCUGACACGUUCUUCUUGAAUGGCAAGGCAUCUCACCUCCACCGCAUCACUUCACCCAACAAAUUCCUGCGUCUGCGACAGGAUGGUCUGAUGACGUAUUCCAUGCGGCUGACUCUGACUGCCUCAUGUGCCAUGCAAUUUCACAAAUUCCCUAUGGACUCACAGAGAUGUCCACUGAUCAUUGGAAGUUAUGGUUAUUCAAAACGGGACAUUCUGUAUGAGUGGACCCCAGAUGGAGUGGGCCUGGAGCCUGGAGUGGAACUAGCUCAAUAUGAUCUGGUCAAUAUUUCUACAAAAAACAAACAGAUUGUCAUCAGGGAAAAUGAAGAGUUCUCGAUGGUACAGGGCACACUCACCCUCCGCAGAAAUCUGGGCUACUUCAUCUUGCAGAUGUAUGUCCCUCUGAGUCUGAUUGUCUGCUGCUCUUGGGUCUCCUUCUGGAUUGAUCCUAAGGCUGUUCCUGCUCGAGUACAGUUGGGAGUGACCACUGUGCUAUCAAUAACUACAAUGGGAUUUGCUGGUCGAGCUGCCCUACCCAAAGUGUCUUACCCUACAGCCCUUGACUGGUUUAUCAUCGUGUGUUUCGCUUUUGCAUUUGGCGUGAUUGUUGAAUACGCAUACAUAAACUUCAUAGACAAGAUCACUGCAGAUAUCAAAAAAGUACUGGAAGAAAGAAAAAAGAAUAAGGAAUUAGAAGAGAAGAAAAAAGAUGGAAAGCGAGGGUCAAAGGAAUCUCUGAUGAAUCCAGCAUCUUCACAAGACCCCGUCACCAAAUCCUCUGAUUUGAAUAUGUCCAGUCCAUCUACCUCCAGAAGACCAUGUGUCCCACGAAUACAACUCACUUACGAAUCGGACGAAUUUGAAGAUAUAGAUGCUGAUGAGGACAGUGUAAGAAAGAAGAAGAAGACCAAACACCGAAGUACACUGAGGAAGAGAAGAACAGCAUCACUACCUGUACUCAACAGACAAAGCUCUCUGUCGUCUGAGGAGUCAGAGAAACUGGCCAAGAUAUGUUUCCAUGACAAACGUGAAGCGAUGACAGUCUUCAGUAAAAUCUUAAAUCUUGAAUAUUCCAAUUCUGAGGCAACGGACUCAGAUAAGAUGGGGCCAGUCAUUAGAAUUAGGAGAGAUGGUCCUUUGAGAAGGUCAAUGAGAAUUCCUGUUAGACUACUUAAUAAAAUUAAGAUUCUUCCAACAGAAGCUGAAAUAGAGAACCAACCAGAACCAGAAUUGUUUACAAAGCUUGACAUUGCCUCAAGGUUAGUUUUCCCUCUGGCUUAUGUUUGUGUUAUGACCAUGUAUUCUUUGUACUUUGCAUAUUAUUUGUCAAAUGAAUGGGAGAAAGAUGAGCUGUAAAAUGAUCCUAGAUUUGGGAAUUUUCAAUGAUAAGAUGCUGACUCAAAGGGGAAAUAUAUUUCUGUUAAAAAUAAAAAACUUAUUUAGUAUAUUAAUCCCUUCUAA
Homalodisca vitripennis (glassy-winged sharpshooter) is the source of this 2878-nucleotide messenger RNA. RefSeq names its product gamma-aminobutyric acid receptor subunit alpha-2-like. Gene Ontology annotation, cellular component: neuron projection; membrane; synapse. The record is from RefSeq and is a predicted model, not a curated record. Lineage: Eukaryota; Metazoa; Arthropoda; Insecta; Hemiptera; Cicadellidae. Gene Ontology annotation, molecular function: transmembrane signaling receptor activity; neurotransmitter receptor activity; extracellular ligand-gated monoatomic ion channel activity. Gene Ontology annotation, biological process: regulation of membrane potential; nervous system process; chemical synaptic transmission. The transcript is spliced from 8 exons. The coding region runs from base 1310 to 2773 and encodes 487 amino acids.